Molecule: messenger RNA, 1356 nt
Organism: Hibiscus syriacus
Lineage: Eukaryota; Viridiplantae; Streptophyta; Magnoliopsida; Malvales; Malvaceae
Product: glycosyltransferase BC10-like
Exons: 11
Coding region: 102-1280 (392 amino acids)
Cellular component (GO): membrane
Molecular function (GO): glycosyltransferase activity
Source: RefSeq, a predicted model, not a curated record
AUUAUGUAGGGAUUCCAGUACACUGAUCUGCUUUCAUUAGUGGUCUUUUCCCUUCCACAGUGAUGCAGUAAUACGGUAGGAUAAGGAAACUGAGUGAUGCAAUGAAGUCAACUCGUGCAUGGCAGCGCCGUAUAAAAGAUAUCCUUCUCGUGUCAGGUUCAAGGCAGCGAUCUCGUCUAAAGAGACCGGUGUGGAUUAUUGUAUUGGUAACAUUUGCAAUCAUAUUCUUGAUAACUGCCUUUAUCUACGCUCCAACGACAUCCGCAGCCUGCUAUAUCUUUUCUUCUAGAGAUUGUACUUCGUUCAACCAGCCAUCAGUAAUUGCUGCCAGGGAGUUAAGUGAUGAAGAGACAAGAUCUCAUGUUGUAAUUAGGGAAAUCCUCAGGACAACUCCUAUCCAAUCCAAGAAUCCAAAAAUUGCUUUCCUGUUUUUGACUUCAGGAACGCUACAUUUUGAGCCACUUUGGGAUAACUUCUUUCGUGGUCAUGAGGGUAGAUUCUCUGUUUAUGUACAUACUUCCAGAGAAAAGCCAGUACACACAAGUCGUUAUUUUAUUGGUCGAGACUUUCAUAGUGAAACGGUUCCCAAGCGCAAAGAAGGGAAAAGGAAGAGGAAAAUUUUAAAGGAUGGGCGGGUGGUUUGGGGGAAAAUUCCCAUGAUAUAUAUCGAGAGGAGGCUGUUGGCACAUUCUCUCUUAGAUGCUGAUAACCAGCAGUUUGUGUUGCUUUCUGAUAGUUGCGUACCACUUCACAACUUUGACUAUGUUUACAAUUACCUGAUGCUCACUAAUAUCAGCUUUAUUGACUGUUUUGUUGAUCACGGUCCACAUGGAACCGGGAGGUAUUCAGAGCGUAUGAUGCCCGAAGUUGAGAAGAAUGCUUUCCGGAAAGGUUCACAGUGGUUCACCAUGAAGCGUCAACAUGCUAUAAUAGUUAUGACGGACAACUUAUAUUACAGAAAAUUCAAGCAUUACUGCAAGCCAAAUAUGAAUGGGCGCAAUUGCUAUGCGGACGAGCACUACUUGCCAACCCUUUUUAACAUGAUUGAUCCUAGUGGAAUCGCAAAUAGAUCAGUCACAUACGUAGAUUGGUCUGAAGGGAAGUGGCAUCCUAGAACAUUUGGGGCCCAAGAUAUAACGUUUGACUUCCUCAAAAACCUUACGUUUAUUGAGGAGAGCAUACAUUUCAGAAGCGAUCGCAAGAGGAGUAUUAAGUGGGCCAUGCUUUUGGAAUUCAAUGAAGAGACCCUGCUAUUUGUUUGCAAGAAAGUUCUAUCCUGAAACCUUGAACAGAUUGAUGAUCCAUUUCUCUAAUUACACCGCAGUAUAAUUAUCUCUAUAUAAUAAGAGGCCUUUG